Molecule: messenger RNA, 1922 nt
Organism: Klebsormidium nitens
Lineage: Eukaryota; Viridiplantae; Streptophyta; Klebsormidiophyceae; Klebsormidiales; Klebsormidiaceae
Source: the annotation of a GenBank genome assembly
GGACAACACUGUUGACAUUGGCGCCAUUGGCAUUUGUUUGAGAAGCUUUCUUUGCAACAUCAGGUGGCGCAUCUUUGUUCCAGGGAGCAAGGCCAAUGGCGCAGGACGAGAGGAGGGGCAGUGACUCGAGGGUUUCUGAAAGUGAGAGGCGGAGAGAGAGGAAGAGGAAAAGUGGCUGGGACGAUCCAGCCCCUCAAGACCCUCCCAAAGAUGCGAGGACCUCUCAGCGUCCAAAAACGGUGGACGACGAGCUCGAGGAAGGCGUCCGCCAGGCUCAGCUUAUCGCGAAGCAGAGAGCGGCCCAAGCGACCGCUGCAGCCAAAGCAACGGCGGCCCAGGCACCCCCGAAAGAUGCAUGCCGCAUCUAUGUUGGAAGCAUCUACUACGAGCUCAAUGAGUCUGACAUCAUUCUCGCUUUCUCUGCCUUUGGUUCGAUUCACAAGAUUGAUAUGCCAAGAGACGCUGCUACUGCCAAGCACAAGGGUUUCUGCUUCAUCGAGUUCCACAGCUCCGAGGCGGCAGAAAACGCGCUCAACACCAUGAACGAGUUCGUGCUGGCGGGCAGGAAGUUGAAGGUCGGACGUCCGCACAACAUUGCUGGCAUGCCAGGGGGCAUCGUUGUUUCGACCACCCCUCCCACGCCCCAAGCACAAGCCGCAUUCAAGCAGGCGCAGCAGCAGGCCCAAGCCAUAUCCGCCCAGCUGUCGUUGCGUCAGCAGCAGCAGGCGCAGCUUCUGAUCGCGCAGCAGCAGCAAGCGCUUGAAAACCCGCACCUGGUUGCCCAGGGUCUCCUUCCGCCGCCGAAUCCGGCGGCGAUCCAGGCGCUGCUGAAUCCGAGUCGGCCUGACGCUAGAAUAUACGUGGGCUCGAUCUACUACGAGAUCAGCGAGGAAGACAUCAAGGCAGUCUUCCAAGCAUUUGGGCAAGUCAAGUCUUGCAAUCUUAUCCCAAACCCUGAGACGGGCAAACACAAGGGCUACGGCUUCAUUGAAUUCGAACAGCCGGAAGCAGCGAAGGCGGCCAUCGAUAGUAUGAACGGCUUCGAUUUGGGUGGCCGACAACUAAAGGUGGGCUGGGCUGCGGCCAACGCCGGUCUUCCGACGCCGCCCCCGUUGCCGAAUCCCAACCUUCCCAACAUGCCGUUUGGGAUGCCGCCCAUGCCCGCGGUGCUACCCCCGGUUACCUUUUCUCCUAACCCAUUCCAGCCCCCGUUCCAGCCCACCCUUGCGCCGCCCCCCAUGCCCAUCGCUCCGCCAGUGGUCCCGGGUCUCAAACCCACCCGAUGCGUGCUUCUGAAAAACAUGGUGGGCCCGGAAGAAGUGGACGCAGACCUUGAGGGCGAGGUGACGGAAGAAUGCAGUAAGCAUGGUGAAGUGGAGCGAGUGGUUAUCUACCAAGAGCAGGCUUCUGCCCGAAAAGACGACAUACAGGUCAAGAUAUUUGUGCUAUUCCGAACGGUCUCGGAGGCCCAGAGGGCACACCGGUCACUUGACAAGCGGUGGUUCGGGGGCCGGCAGAUCGAGGCCAAUUUUUACGACGAGGCACGAUUCAAGCGGCAGGAUCUAUCGGGAUGAUGGAGGAGGCUAGUUGAAAGGUAUUGAUUGGACAGUGACAGAGACGGUUACUUCAUAAUUCUGGCCAAAGCUAGUCGUGCUCGUCCGUCGGGUGUACGUCGAGUUAACAAGGUUCAAGGACAUCUUGCGCGCGUGCGCCGGGCCGCGGCCUGGUUUUGAGGCGGCGAAUGUCUUUAAAUGCCACUGGACACACACACAUACAUGUUUACCAAUGUCGUCAAGGAACCUUCGGUCGGAACCAAAUCAAACUCCGAUCGUUCUGCGCAAAGUUUAGAUGACUCUUGCUUGAUUAUGUCCCCCACUUGGACGGGAUCGAAGCGCGACUUAGUAUAAAUGCAGCUGCCUCUG